This is a messenger RNA of Drosophila arizonae, 13392 nucleotides long. RefSeq names its product histone lysine N-methyltransferase trithorax (gene trx). The record is from RefSeq and is a predicted model, not a curated record. NCBI's taxonomy places the organism in Eukaryota, Metazoa, Arthropoda, Insecta, Diptera, Drosophilidae. Gene Ontology annotation, molecular function: histone H3K4 methyltransferase activity; sequence-specific DNA binding; zinc ion binding. Gene Ontology annotation, cellular component: histone methyltransferase complex; nucleus. Gene Ontology annotation, biological process: positive regulation of DNA-templated transcription.
GAUAUCUGGCAACAGCCAGCGUUCAGAAGCUGCUCGAGAAAUUUCGUUAAAAACGGUCGAAAUGUCGCAAUAAAUUGAUAAUUUAUUGUAAAAAGUGUUUAUAAGUGCUUUAUAAAGUGAAUUGUAAUCUAAUUUUCUUUAGAAAAUGCUCAAAAAUGUGAAAUAAGAAGGCUGCAAACCUGAUUUGUGAAGAGGCAGGCUUUUUUCAUAGUCGUAAAAUACAUACAGACAUUCUCACGCACACACACGCAGCUGUAAAUAUGUAUAAAUAACGCGCGGGCGCGAGAGAGAAAGAAAGAGCGUGAGUAGAGUUGAAUGUGUAAUUGUAUGCGUGAGUGUGUUGCGCUGUUUUGUGUGCUCGUGUCGGUGAGAGAGAGCGAGAGCAGCGCGCCAACAAGGCGAAUGCGAGAGCAAAGCAAAAACCAACAAAUAAGUGAACGAAAAUAAAAACGAAAAAUACCGAAUAUCGAACAAGUCGUGUGCGCUAAAUGUUGUAUUGUUGAAUGUUAAGUAUUGUUUGAGCGUUUGUGCAUUUCUGCAAGGUGAAUUAUGUUUUGACGCAGACAUAAAAAGUUGGAUACGUCGUAAUAUCAUUGCGGGAAGAAGAAAAAUAAGAUUCAAGAAAUCGCGCUAAGACAAAAAUUCGCGCAGAUACACACAUACACAGGCACGCAUAUAAAUGCGCAAAAAGUGUGCUAGUAUAUGUGUGAGUGUGUUGCUAGUAUCUAAUGAUGUAGAUGAUUGCAAUGAUAAUGAAAGCGAUCAUAAUGAUAAUCAUGAUGAAGAUGUUGUUGAUUUUAAUGUGGCAGCCGCGGCCGCACUGCUAACAUAGUUGAGCAACGUUUCGCGAAAGUACAGCAAUGUGGAAAAUUGUAAAUACGACCAAAAACUCAAAACGCAGAAAAACUAAACGCGCAAAAAGAAGAAUUUUCAUGCUCGCGUCACCAUAAGACACCCAUAAAGGAAAGAAAAACUGUCGUAAAAAGGCAGUCAUAAAGGAAAACCCACCACUUAACAGGGUAGUGGGCUUCAAMAGCAACAACAACAACACCGCUGCAAAGAAAGUUUGUGCCGCCAACAACGCGUUGCAAAUACAGAGCCAGGUCAAUAUAAACGAUUUGCCAAUGCAAAUGCAUAGACAAAUGCAAAAAAUCAAAGAUCAGCAAGUGCGUAUAUUAUGGGCCGCUCUAAGUUCCCCGGGAAACCAUCCAAGUCGAUCAACCGUAAACGGAUAAGUGUCCUGCAAUUGGAGGAUGAUGCAGCGGCGGCGGCGGCUAGCGCUGCGGCUAGCACAGCGGCAACAGAGCAGCAUCAGCAGGGCGAGCAAAGCGCCGGCUCAGCGUCGCGGGAGAAGGGCAACAAUUGUGAUAACGAUGACGAUGAUAAUGCGCCAAGUGGUGCGACGACCAGCGGAAACAGUAGUACAUCCGGAGGAGUUGCGGGUGCCACUGCCACCGAAGGUGGCAGCAGCGCCGAUAACGGGUCCAGCGGGGGUAACACAACAAAUGGCGGCAAUGUAAAUGGAGGCAGUCACCACAAGAACGCCACAGCUGCAGCCCCACUGUCGGCAGAGGUCAAGGAAUGCAAAAAUCAAGGCAACAAUAUCGAGCCCAACAACUGCAUUGGCGCUGGGCCCGAUGACGCCGAGGACACAAACAACGAUGACGAGGAUGACAGUGGCAAUGACAGGAAGGCAACAGCCGGCGUUGUCUCUUUCGGGCCCGGGCUCGGUGCGUUGCAGCGUGCACGCAAAGGAGGCAAUAAAAAAUUCAAAAACUUGAAUCUGGCCAGAGCGGAGGUGAUGUUGCCCUCAACGUCGAAACUCAAGCAGCAGCAGCAGCAGCAGCAACAACAACAACAACAACAGCAAUUGCAACUUAAUUGCCCUUCAUCGUCUUCAUCGUCAUCCGCUCCUACGACAACAAAGGCGACGGCUUUAGCGAUUGCCGCGCUGGCAUCGACGACGGCAACGACGUCAACGUCAACGUCGUCGUCGGCGUCAAGCAUGCCUGGGACGUCACUGGCAGCAGCUGCUGGGGGCGGGGGAGGCACUGCUGCUGGCCUUCUGGCGAACCCCUUUGCCAGCGUCGAGACAAACGUGGCAGAGGCAGCAGCCGCUGCAUCGGCAGCCGCAUCARCAGCAACAGCAGCAGCAGGCGCUGGCGAAGAUGUUGCAAUGCUAAAGGCUUCAAACGAAAUGGGCACUGAGGCCGGCCCAGAAGCCGCUGUCGCCGCAGGCAAAUCGAAUGGGUGCAGUCCCAGCGCCAAUGCGGUGGCCGGCACGAGUGCCGCCCCAGGGGCCCCCACGGCGACCAAGCAGAAGAAGACGGUCACCUUCAAGAAUAUACUCGAGACCAGUGAUGACAAGUCGGUGGUGAAGCGUUUCUACAAUCCGGACAAUCGGGUGCCGCUCGUUUCGAUCAUGAAGAAGGACAGCUUGAACCGACCGCUCACCUAUUGCCGGGGCAGCGAGUUCAUUGUGCGUCCCUCCAUACUGUCCAAGAUACUCAACAAAAACUCCAACAUCGACAAGCUCAACUCGCUGAAAUUUCGCUCAGCGCACGCCUCGGCAAGCACCGCACAGGAAUCGAGCUCCGCAAGUCUCUUUGGCUCUGGUCUGAGUCGAGCCUUUGGCGCCCCCAUGGACGACGAGGACACCGUUUCGGGCGGUGUCACAUUUCGCAAGGAGGAGCCCCAGUCGAGAGCAACGGAAGACAACGACGAUGAUGGCUCCGAAAGUAGCGAUGACAUUGAGGACGAUGAAGGCAUUGAUGAUGAAGAAGUGGAGGACAAGGAAGAGGCGAAGCCGGAGAAGAGUGCUGAAACAACAGCUAAUCUGGAUGAAAAGGAUGGGGACGACAGGCAGCUGGUCGUGGAUAAGCAUUUCGUGUUGCCCAAACGCAGCACGCGCUCAUCUCGCAUCAUAAAGCCCAAUAAGCGUCUUCUUGACAUGGGCGGGAUAAGUAGCAAGAAGAGCAACAGCGAUGCCGUUAGCAAGCCUAAGCCGAAGAACUACUUUGGGCUGACGGACUUUGCCAGCGAAAUGGCCGCUUCGACGUCGUCAGCAUCAUCGUCAUCAUCAUCGUCCGUUGCAUUGAGCCAGAAGCUGUUGAAGGAAACGUUUCCGAGCUUUGGCACAACGAAGCUCAACAGCAGUUUUGUGAUGCGCCAGCCGCGCCUGCAGUUCCAAAGUGACAAGGGUGCGUCGUUUGUGGGCGCCAAGCUGCCCACAGCGUCGCCAUCGCCUGCGUUAUCCAGUGCCAUUUCGUUAGCAAAUGCUUUAUCCUUUGGCUCUCUCAAUAAUGCCAAUUCAGCUGUGAGUACGUCAUGCGCCAUUUGCUCAGCGCCAGUGAACAGCAAGAAUGCGACGCUGGAGCGAAAAUAUGGCGCAAUUGCCUGUGAUGUUUGUCGGAAGUUCAACUCAAGAAUGACAAAGGUAUCCAAGCUAUCGACGCCAACACAGUCGGCCCAGCAACUGCAGUGCAAGGGCACAAACGGCGGCAACUGCAGCAUACAAUCGGCCAAGAGCCAGCUGAAGAACUUCAAGAAGCUCUACAAGGAGCGCUGCACGGCUUGUUGGCUUAAGAAAUGCAUAACGGUAUUCCAGCUGCCCUCGGGGCAUAGAAGCCGCUUGAGUGCCAUGCUGCCCGCCAAUAUGCGCGAAGAGAGCGCACCCAAGGAUGAUAAAAGCUCGGAGCUGCUGUCGCCCACGGCUAACAUGCGCUUCACAGCGCCGACUAGCUCCGCCACGUCGGCGAGCUCCGGCACGACCAUCAUGUGGAAGUCCAGUGCGGAGUCUGCAGUGAACAUCAUCAAGUCGAAUCCUCUGGCAGAGAAUAAUGUUACCUUUGGCAGCACUCCAUUGCUCCGACCUGCAAUACUCGAAAAGCCGUUGUUCUUAAAGAUAGCCAGCGAUAACAAAAAGCCGAAAGAAUUAAAAGUCGCGUCCGCGUCCACGGAGGCGGUUGCUCUAAGUCCAGUGCCCAGCACCAGUGAACCAUCAGUAGCUGCGCCAAACAAAGCCACGCGCAAGGCCAAGCAGGACAAGGAGAAAGCAAAGGAACAGGAAGGCGAUAAGCAGCUUAGUCCCAGCACAAGAAAAGCGGCUGAUGUCAACAUAUCGGAGACUCAAAAGGAUGAACAACAACAUCCGCCAGCUGCAGCGAUUGGAGCGUCCAUCACCAGCUCUUCUGCAGCCCAAACGAACUCCACUUCCGCCACCCACAGUGCAAUGGAGACGGCUGAGGCAGCCUCCACACCGACAUCGACAGCGCCGGAUAACUUGAAGCGGCAGCGCAUUGACCUGAAGGGGCCGCGUGUGAAACACGUGUGCCGCAGUGCAUCCAUAGUUCUUGGUCAGCCGCUAGCCACUUUUGGCGACGAGGAAGAUGAGUUGGCAGCGGCAGAGACAGCACCGCCAGCAACUGUGUCAGAGGCCAACGCCAAGAAGCCCAAGUCGCCACAGACCGUGCAGAUGAUCAUCGAUGAGAACGACAACUGUGCCACCUGCAAGCCAGCGACUAAUGAAGCCACAGCAGAAGCCCAGCCAGUCGCUAAGGCUGCGCUGGAACCGAAGAGCGGUAAAUCAAGUGCGCAAACAGAGGCUAAAAAGGCGACAACUACAUCGGCCUCCUCCAAGGGCAAGGUUACUACGCGAAAUGCGACUGCAACUGUGACAUCAGCGGCCAGCGGUCUGAUGCCCAGCAAGAAGCAGCGGAAUUACGAGGGGAGCAGCACGGCUGGCAAUCAGGCGGCUGCUCCUCAGAGUCGCCGUGCCCUGGGCAAGGAAGUGAACCGGCUAAAGGCGUUGAUUUCAAUCGAUUUCUGGGAGAACUACGAUCCGGCCGAAGUAUGUCAAACGGGAUUUGGAUUGAUUGUCACGGAGCCAGUGGCGCAGCGUGCUUUGUGCUUUCUGUGCGGCUCGACGGGCCUGGAUCCGCUCAUCUUUUGCGCCUGCUGCUGUGAGCCCUACCAUCAGUAUUGUGUGCUGGACGAGUAUAAUCUGAAGCACAGCUCCUUCGAGGAUACGCUGAUGAAUAGCCUGUUAGACACGUCCAGCAAUGCCUGCGCCAUUUCAGCGGCAACGAAUACGGCGCUGAAUCAGCUGACGCAGCGACUCAACUGGCUAUGUCCGCGGUGCACCGUUUGCUAUACGUGCAACAUGUCGUCCGGGUCGAAGGUGAAGUGUCAGAAGUGCCAGAAGAACUACCACAGCACGUGCCUGGGCACCAGCAAGCGUCUGCUGGGUGCGGAUCGGCCCCUAAUCUGCGUCAACUGUCUGAAGUGUAAGUCCUGCGCCACCACCAAGGUGUCCAAGUUCGUGGGCAAUCUGCCCAUGUGCACCGCCUGCUUCAAGCUGCGCAAGAAGGGCAACUUCUGCCCUAUCUGCCAAAAGUGCUACGACGACAACGACUUCGACCUGAAGAUGAUGGAGUGCGGCGACUGCAACCAGUGGGUGCACUCCAAAUGCGAGGGCCUCAGCGACGAGCAGUACAAUCUGCUGAGCACGCUGCCGGAAUCCAUUGAGUUCAUAUGCAAGAAGUGCGCCAGGCGCUGCGAUGUCUCCCGCCAAAAAGCGGACGAGUGGCGUCAGGCUGUCAUGGAGGAGUUCAAGUCGAGCCUGUACAGUGUGCUCAAGUUGCUCAGCAAGUCACGGCAAGCGUGCGCCUUGCUCAAGCUGAGUCCGCGCAAGAAACUCCGUUGCAGCUGUGCUGCAGGAGGAGGCAAGGCUCAGGCUCAAGGCAAGCUGCAGCCCAAGGCGCUGCAGUUCACCUACAACGGACUGGGCAGCGAUGGCGAGAGCCAGAACAGCGACGAUGUGUACGAGUUCAAGGAGCAGCAGAGCUCAUCCAAUCCGAAGCCUUCGACUCCGGUGCCAUGUACCUGCCUGCAGCCAUCGACCCAAUCGCAGUCGUUCAGCCUCGUCGACAUUAAGCAGAAGAUCGCGAACAAUGCCUACGUUUCGCUGGCGGAGUUCAAUUACGACAUGAGCCAGGUGAUACAGCAGAGCAACUGUGAUGAGCUGGACAUAGCCUACAAGGAGCUGCUGAGCGAGCAGUUUCCCUGGUUUCAGAACGAGACCAAGGCCUGCACGGAUGCGCUCGAGGAGGAUAUGUUUGAGUCGUGCGGCUAUGAGGAACUAGAGGAGUCUCCGUCCGCAUAUGCCGAGCACAAUACAGCAACGCAGCCACCAAGUGCCGGCCUCCUGGACAUACCGCUGGCCGACGUGGACGAUCUGGGUGGAUGUGCGGUGAAGACACGUCUCGACACGCGCGUCUGCCUCUUUUGCCGCAAGAGCGGCGAGGGCUUAUCCGGGGAGGAAGCGCGUCUACUUUACUGUGGCCACGACUGUUGGGUGCACACGAACUGCGCCAUGUGGUCCGCCGAGGUGUUCGAGGAGAUCGAUGGCUCGCUGCAGAAUGUGCACAGCGCGGUGGCCCGCGGUCGGAUGAUCAAGUGCACCGUCUGCGGCAAUCGCGGCGCCACAGUUGGCUGCAAUGUCAAGUCGUGUGGCGAGCACUAUCAUUAUCCCUGUGCGCGAAGCAUCGACUGUGCCUUCCUCACUGACAAGUCCAUGUACUGUCCGGUUCAUGCUCGCAAUGCGCUCAAGGCGAAUGGGUCCCCGGGCGUUACCUACGAAACGAACUUUGAGGUCUCGCGUCCCGUUUACGUGGAGCUGGAUCGCAAGCGUAAAAAGCUGAUUGAGCCCGCCAAGGUGCAAUUCCACAUUGGAUCGCUAGAGGUGCGACAGCUGGGUUCCAUUGUGCCGCGCUUCUCUGACUCCUUCGAAGCCCUAGUUCCGAUCAAUUUCCUGUGCAGCCGGCUGUAUUGGUCCUCCAAGGAGCCCUGGAAGAUCGUUGAGUACACGGUGCGCACCACCAUACAGAACAGCUACUCGUCCACACUGACACUCGACGCCGGGCGAAACUUCACUGUGGAUCACACCAAUCCGAACUAUUCGCUGGUGCAGCUGGGGCUGGCGCAGAUAGCGCGAUGGCACAGCAGUCUGGCGCGCAGCGACCUGCUGGAGACGGACUGGGCCGAGUUUCCGAAUUCGUAUGUGCCACCCGAUGAGAAUACCGAGGAGGAGCCGCAACAGAAUGCGGAUCUGUUGCCGCCAGAGAUAAAGGAUGCCAUAUUCGAGGACUUGCCGCACGAACUGCUCGAUGGCAUCUCCAUGCUGGACAUAUUCAUGUACGAAGAUCUGGGCGACAAGACCGAACUGUUCGCCAUGAGCGAGCAGUCCAAGGACGGCACAACGGCCACAUCACAGGCGACAGGCGGAUCAGUGAGCAUCUGCGACGAUGACACGCGCAACUCAAAUAGCCUCAGCAAGCAGCUGGAGCUCAGUAAUUGCUGGCCAGCCAGCAAUCCCGUUGAAGAUGCCAUGCUGUCCGCCACACGCAGCUCCAACCAGGCGAAGCAGCGAAACAGCGAGGUGCUUAAGAAAACGGCCACAGCCCAAACGCGCUCCUGGCCCAAGAUGGAUGGCAGCAGCGUUGCGGUCUUCAAGCGGCGCAAGCUCUCCAAGAACCUGCCCGAGGGCGUGCUCCUCAGUCUCAAUCAGCGCAACAAAAAGGAAAUGGCCACCGUGGCCGGCAUCACGAGGCGUCAGUCGAUCUGCGGCAGCAGCGAGCUGCUCGCCGAGGGAAACGCAGCCAUGCGCACCAAGAGCUUUACGUGGAGUGCAGCGAAGCGAUAUUUCGAGAAGAGCGAGUCUCGCGACGAGGCAGCCAAAUUGAAGAUUAUGCAAAUGGAUGGCGUGGACGACUCCAUAACCGAGUAUCGGAUUAUUGGCAGCGAUGGCAACCUGUCGACGGCCCAGUUCACGGGGCAGGUGAAGUGUGAGCGCUGCCAGUGCACAUAUCGCAACUACGACUCCUUCCAGCGACACUUGGCCAGCUGUGAGCCCAUGUCCACCAGCGAAUCGGAGUCGGAGACCACGACGGGGCCCACUCAGCUCAGCGCCGAGAGCCUCAACGAGCUGCAGAAACAGGCAAUCGCCGCAGCCACGCUGGGCAACACGGGCGGACUCAACUAUUUGCAGACCUCCUUUCCGCAGGUGCAGAACCUGACCACCUUGGGCCAGUUCGGAGUGCAGGGUCUGCAGGGCUUGCAGGCGCUACAGCUGCAGGCGCAGUCUCUGGGCAAUGGCUUCUUUCUGUCCCAGCCAAAUGCCACACAGGCGACGUCCAAUGGCAACGAUGAGCUGCAGCUCUAUGCGAACUCAUUGCAGAAUCUGGCGGCCAACCUGGGCGGCGGCUUUGCCCUGACACAGCCCACGGUUAAUGCACAGGCGCAACCACAGCUAAUAGCGCUCUCCACGAACCCGGAUGGAACGCAGCAGUUCAUACAGAUACCACAGGCCAAUGGAGCUGCGCCACAGCUGCUGCAGACGACUGCGCCAACAGCCAUGCCAACGACCACAUACCAAACGCUGCAGGCGACCAACAGCGAUAAGAAGAUCGUCCUGCCGCUGCGUGGCACCGCCAAGCCGCUCAAGACGGUGGCCACGAAAGCGGCGCAGCAGGCAACAGCAGCGGCUAAGCAGAAGCAGCUGAAGUCAGCGCAAGGCGUCAAGCCCAUUCAGGCGAAGUUGCAGCCCCAGCAGCAGCAGCAACAGCAACAACAACAGCAGCAACAACAGCAGCAGCAGCAUCAACAACAACAGCCCAUCACGGUCACCGCUGGCACCACCCAGCUGCUUGGCCAGAAUUUGCUGCAGCCCCAGCUGCUGUUCCAGAGCAACUCGCAGCCGCAAACAUCGCAGCUGCUGCUGCCGCAAACGCAGGCGCAGAACAUCAUUUCGUUUGUGACCGGGGACGGCAGUCAGAACCAGCCGCUGCAGUACAUCUCGAUACCGACGGCCAAUGACUAUAAGUCACAGCAGACGACGGCCACGCCCACGUUCCUGACAGCGCCGGGCGGCGGCGCGACAUUUCUGCAAACCGAUGCAAGUGGAAAUCUGGUGCUAACCACCGCUCCGACCAACUCGGGCCUGCAGAUGCUCACCGGAUCGCUGCAGGCACAGCCCCAGGUCAUCGGUACGCUCAUCCAGCCGCAGACGCUACAGCUAACCACGGGGGGAGAUGGAACGCAGGGUGCGACAACACAGCAGCCACUCAUACUGGGUGGUGCAACUGGUGGUGCUGCCACUGGGCUGGAGUUUGCCACUACGACGCCUCAGGUCAUACUGGCCACGCAGCCCAUGUACUACGGCCUGGAGACGAUAGUCCAGAACACGGUGAUGUCUUCGCAGCAGUUUGUGUCCACGGCCAUGCCGGGUGUGCUCAGCCAGAAUGCAAGUUUCUCGGCCACGACGACGCAGGUGUUCCAGGCCAGCAAGAUCGAGCCGAUUGUCGAUCUCCCCGCUGGCUAUGUGGUGCUCAACAAUGCGGUGGAUGCGGGCAGCAGCACCGGCUGGAAUACUGCCAGCGUGCUGCAGCAGAGCCAGUCCCAGACGACAGAGGACGCUACCACACAGCUGCUGCAGAAUGCUGGCUUUCAGUUCCAGACCGCCACACCCACAUCGUCCGCACAGCAGACCAUGUCGGACUAUGUGGCCCCAAUGGUGGUUACGGCCAAGGUGCCGCCGGUGGCACAAGUGAAGCGCAAUGCAAACGCGACGAAGGCAAACAUCUCGGUGCUCAGCAAGGUGCAGCCGCAGCCACAGCAGCCACAAGUGGUCAACAAAGUGCUGCCCACCAAUGUGGUUACACAGCAGCAGCAACAGCAACAACAACAGCAGCAGUAUCAGCAGCAGCCACAGCAACAACAACAACAACAGCAGCAACAGCAGCAGCAGCAGCAUCAUCCGCAGCCAAAGCAGCAGCAAGCGAGUCACCUGAAUGUGAAACAUACGUCACAAUUUCAGCGGCAGCAGCUGACGAAUGAGCUGAAGACCAAGCAGGCAGCGGUGCAGCAGCAGACGGGCACCACGUGUGGCGCACCACCCAGCAUAGCCUCGAAGCCGCUGCAGAAGAAAACCAACCUGAUCAGGCCCAUUCACAAGGUUGAGGUGAAGCCAAAGCUUAUGAAGCCGGCACCCAAGCUACCCACUUCGGCAGCUGCAAUUCAACAACAGCAGCAGCAGCAGCCGUCAGCGGUGGCUAAUCAGAUGCCUAAGGUGGCGCUGUUACAACAGCGCCUGCCCGCACCGCUCCAGCAACAGCAAUUACAGCAGCAGCAGCAGCAACUACAGCCGCAGCAGCAACAACAGCAGCAGCUAUCCGUGCCUCAACUGCUGCCCACACAGCAGCCAAUCAUCAGCAUAGUGAACACAUCAGAGCCCCAGGCAACCACCCAGUUUGUAAUUACGCCGACGGUGCAGGCACAGCCCAUACAGCUGCUGGAGCAGCAGCAGUCCCAACAGCCACAGCAGUUGCAGCAGCAGCAGCCGGAUCUUCUCAUCAAUGGCAAUCCUACGAGGCUGCAGCACUAUACCAGCAAUUCGUUACCCACGAAUGUGGUAAAUCCUCUGCAGCUGCAGCAGCCGAUAGCUGUUAGCACCACCAACAACAGCACCACUGCGGCGUCGCAGAACAGCAUUACGAUAAAUAGCCGGCCCACGAAUCGGGUGCUGCCCAUGCAACAGCGGCAGGAGCCGGCGCCACUGAACUGCGACGCCGUGGUUCAGUCGCCGACGCCACCUAAGCCUAUAGAGGAGCCAGUGAUUGCGGCCGCAUCCACCCAGAAGGCAGUGCUCAAAUGCUACGCGCAGCAGGAGCAGAAAUCUCCUGGCUACGAGGCGGAAUUGAAGACGAACACCACAUUGGAUAGUCUCGUGCAGGCGAAUGCCAUAACGACGCUGCAGUUGCAGCAGCAGCAACAGGAGCCGCUCUACAACGAACACAUCUUCGAGAAGCAGUCGGAGGCACAGCCACAGCUGGAGAAACCGAAAGCCAACGAUCUCAUGCUCAUUGACUCCACCUCAUGCCAACAGCAACAGCAGCAGCAACAACAACAACAACAGCAACAGCAUAUGGAUAUAGUUAGUAAUGGCUUUCAGCUAACAUCUAACGGGAGCUGCCUGCUGGAGAAGAAUGGCUUCCAUGUGGAGGCUGUGCCCAUGGAGACGGACGAUCAUUAUGACAGCCUGAAGAACGGCAACGGCACUGAGGGGCUGGGUCAAGUGGAUGAUGCCGAUGAGGAGGAGGAAGACGACGAUGACUUUAGCUUGAAGAUGGCAACGUCGGCAUGCAAUGAUCACGAGAUGUCCGAUAGUGAGGAGCCAGCGGUAAAGGAGAAGAUCAGCAAGAUUCUGGACAACCUGACAAACGAUGAUUGUGCCGAUUCAAUAGCCACGGCAACCACAGUCGAAGCGAGCGCUGGCUAUCAGCAAAUGGUCGAGGAUGUGCUGGCCACGACUGGCGCCGGCUCAGUGGCUACGGAUGACGAAGCCUUCACGGCCACAGCAGAGGAGACGGCUGCAGUAGAAGCAGCGGCCAGCUACAUCAACGAAAUGGCCGAAGCCCAUGAGCUGCAGCUGAAGCUACAAGCGGGUGUUGAGCUGGAGCUGAAGAAACCCAAACUCGACCUGCCACAGCAGCCAGAUGCCGUGCAGCCUAAUGAGAUGCCCACAGCCGCUGCCCCACAGCAGCCGCCGCCAGUGCGCGACCCCAAGAAGAUUAGUGGACCCCACCUGCUGUACGAGAUACAAAGCGAAGACGGCUUCACCUACAAGUCGAGCUCGAUUGCCGAGAUAUGGGAGAAGGUGUUCGAAGCUGUGCAGGUGGCACGGCGUGCUCACGGUCUGACGCCCUUGCCAGAAGGACCACUGGCCGACAUGAGCGGAGUGCAAAUGAUCGGGCUCAAGACGAACGCUCUCAAGUAUCUGAUCGAGCAACUGCCGGGCGUCGAGAAGUGCGUCAAGUACACGCCCAAAUAUCACAAGCGCAACGGGAAUGUGUCCACAUCUGCCGGAGCUGGGCAUGCGGCCAGCGGGGCGUCUGGCAACAGUGCAGCACUUCUUGGCACUGGAACGGAUGGCCAGCCGAUUAUAGACUACGGCUCUGAUCAGGAGGAGCUGCAGGAGAACGCAUACGAGUGUGCACGCUGUGAGCCCUAUAGCAGUCGCUCCGAAUACGACAUGUUUAGCUGGCUGGCGUCCAGGCAUCGCAAGCAGCCCAUCCAGGUGUUUGUACAGCCUUCCGAUAACGAAUUGGUGCCCAGACGCGGAACUGGAAGCAAUCUUCCCAUGGCCAUGAAGUACCGUACGCUGAAGGAGACCUACAAGGAUUACGUGGGCGUCUUCCGCUCUCACAUCCAUGGACGUGGUCUCUACUGCACUAAAGAUAUCGAAGCGGGUGAAAUGGUUAUCGAGUACGCUGGAGAACUGAUACGCUCUACGCUGACGGACAAGCGGGAGCGGUAUUAUGACAGCCGCGGCAUUGGCUGCUACAUGUUCAAGAUUGACGACAAUCUAGUUGUGGAUGCCACAAUGCGUGGCAAUGCGGCACGUUUUAUCAAUCACUCUUGUGAGCCGAAUUGCUACUCGAAAGUCGUCGAUAUACUUGGACACAAGCACAUCAUCAUCUUCGCCCUGCGUCGCAUCGUGCAGGGCGAGGAGCUGACCUAUGACUACAAAUUUCCAUUCGAGGAUGAGAAAAUACCAUGCUCAUGCGGCUCAAAGCGUUGCCGCAAGUACUUAAACUAGGCCAGAUCCAAAAUGCAUAUAGAAACAUAUAUAGAAUACAAAUAAUGGACGGCGCAGCGCGCUCGUCCAGGACAUACUCAAUGAAGAAUACGACAAACAAGCAACAUGUGUAGUUAACGGUUAUUUCGAUCUUAUUUUUGGUCAAUCGUGAUACAUUUCAUUUGAUAGCAUAUAUUUUAAGUAGACGUAGUUAAAACAGUUGUACACGUAAGAGUUAAACGUUGAUAUUAUAUAAAAUAUAUAUCCCAUACAUAUUCGUAUAUAAACAACUAAUAUUCUAAUAAUAUAACGCGACUUGUGCUCAUAUCUAUAUGGCAAACCCAUUGAUAUAAUCUGUACGAAAUAUAUAUUUUAUCAUGUAUCUAAAGUGUGUAGAUUUACACUGUAACACACUCAUACACACACACACACAUAAUAAUAAUAUGGAAAAACUCGAUGAUUUCAGUAUUCGGCGAAAAUGGUUUAACUGUAUAUGAACUAUGUUUAAAAUAUAUGCAUUAUAUACAUAUGUAUUAGCUACCAGAUAUGAAAUUCAGUAUAUUAAGGCUUGACAGAUUCUAUAUAUAUUAAAAUAAUUAACCUAGGCAUAAUAAUGUUGCAAAUCACGCGAUCAAGAUCAAUAUAUAUGUAUACCUGUUUGGUCAGAUUAUCAAUCCAUGAAUGGCCAAAUCGGUGGACAACCAUUUAAUGAUUAUUUACAGGGGCUUGUGUUAGAUUGUAUAUAAAGAAACAAAAAC